GAUGCUUGUGCUGAUACUGUGUUUUGUUGAGAGAAGGAGAUUUUCUGCUGAAAUUGUUUCAAAGCUGGGUAGUAGCUUUUCCUUGGCACCCUUUAUCAUUGUGGUGGCUGUGUGCACUUUAUUAGCCAUGGUUGCUACUCUUCCAGUUGCACAACUUUUCUUCUUCCAUAUUCUUUUAAUAAAAAAGGGAAUCAGCACCUAUGAUUACAUUAUUGCUUUGAGGGAGCAAGAUCAGGAGCAGGAGCAACUUGCUGUUGGUGGGCAGCAAAGUCCGCAAAUGUCCCAAGUGAGCUCUUUUACUGGACUAAGCAGCACCAGCACAAUCAGUUCACUAGUAUUAUACGAGGGUAGAUCCUACCGCUUUUUGCGAUUUAAGGGAUGA
Molecule: messenger RNA, 382 nt
Organism: Zingiber officinale
Lineage: Eukaryota; Viridiplantae; Streptophyta; Magnoliopsida; Zingiberales; Zingiberaceae
Product: probable protein S-acyltransferase 22
Exons: 4
Coding region: 2-382 (126 amino acids)
Source: RefSeq, a predicted model, not a curated record